AUAUACACUACCGCACCUAAAAUCCCAAGUCGUCUCGAAAAAUUAUUUAUGGAGAUUAUUCCGCUUCUGGAUCUCGAGUCCGUUAAUCAUUACUACUACAAUCACUAAAUUUAACUAUAGUGACGGAGGGGAACUAUGGCUGAAAUAAUUAAUGAACUGCCGGGGAAUGAUAUCCAUGACGUAGUGGAUCUGUAUAAUGAUAAUGAUAAUGAGGAAGGUGAAAGUGACCAUGCGGUGUUAUCUUCACCAGUCGUAAUUGUAUCAGGUAAGCAAUCAUCAACUCCUAUUCCAAUUGCAAGUGCAAGUCCUGUUCCAACUUCUGUUCCAAGUACUCAUCGUGAAGAGAAUUUAGAUGAACGAUUAACUGAAGAAGUUACGUAUUUAUCAACUCAAUUGAUGACAGCCAUGUCUAAACAAGCCGAAAUGGAAGAAGCCAUAGUUAGUCUAAGAAGAGAGAAUAACCAAUUAAAGUCUCAAGUUAAAACUUUAACUAUAGAUAGUGAGAAUUAUAAUUUAUUAAUUCCUCAACAUCAAAAGCUUCAAGAAGAUUUAAGUGCGAGUCAAUUAUCAAAACAGGAAGCAGAGACACAAUUUCAACAACAAUUGGCAUUAAAUCAAGUUGAAGUAGAAACUCAAACAGCACAAUUUCAAAAGGAAUUAGAAGAAAGUAAAGCUAAACAAUUAGAAGCAGAAACUGAAAUUGCCAAAUUAAGAGUUGAAGUUGAAGAUCUUACUGCAUCAUUAUUUGAUGAAGCCAAUAAAAUGGUUAGUGAUUCACGAGAGGAGACUGAUAGAUUUAAAAUUAAGAAUGGGAAAUUAUAUGAAGAAAUUGCUGAGAAAGAAACAAUUAUAGAAGAUUUAAAAGCUCAAUUAGCAUCUUUAAAAGAACUCAUUGUUCAAUUAGAUGAAAAGGAAAGACUUAAUUCAACCAAUGGUACUCCAUUAAUUGAACAAAGUGGAUUUCAACUUAAUGAUUCUUCAACCAUUACUAGUUCUACCAAUCCAACCACCACCACCAAUAAUUUCAAUAAUAAUAUAAAUGGAAGACAUAGUUCAAUAGGUUUAAGUUUAUCACCCGAAGAUACUUAUCAAGAUCAACAACUUCGCUCAAUUAUAUUUUCUCCUAAUGUUAAUUCUAUACGAUUUGAUUUAAACAAUUAUCGUCGUGAUUUUAAACAAUUUGCAUAUACAUUAAUUAAACCUGAUUUUGUAUUUGAUUUAGCAAAUUUAAGAAAUCUUAAAUAUUUUAAAAAGAUAUGGACAGAAGAAUUAGAAGUUUCAAUAACUUACGUUCCAAAUUUAUCAAUAAAUUCAUUAAUUAAUAGAUGGCAAAAGAAUAAACAUUUUUGGAAUGCAAUAGUUGAAGGUAGAGCUAUAAUUGAACCAGUUAAAGGAAUUAAUGAGGUAUUUAAAUUAGCGUAUCGAGGUAGUUUUACUGGAUCACCUAAUAAUAAUAAUAAUAAUAAUAAUAAUAAUAAUAAUAAUAAUAAUAAUAAUUCUAAUUCUAAGAAUAUAGCUCCAGUGGCAAUUAAAGAUGCUUGUUCAUUUUGUGGAGAAUCAAGAUCUGAUAUAUUAGAACAUUCACGAUUAUAUUAUCUAAAAUUAUUACAAGAUCCUAAUUUAUCAUCAUCAAAUACUUCAGAUAAUGAUGAAUUAAUUGGAAGUUAUCCAUUAUGUAAUUAUUGUUUAAUUAAAUUAAGAAAUCUUUGUGAUUUCUUUGCAAAACUUAGACAAAUUCAUGCCAAUGUUUAUAAUUUAACUCCUAAUGCAUCAUUUGAAGAUCAUAGUCAUCAUUUAAAUAAUAGUCCUACACCAACAGGAGGAUUUAGUCAAUUUAAACGUACAAAUUCUACUUCUACAUCAUUAACAACUCCAAGUGAAUCUGAAUCAACAUUAAUGAAUAGUCAAGUUUCAAUGAUAGAUGUUAAUAAACUGGAAGAAUCUAAAUUAAUUAAAAUAUAUAUUAUGUUAACAUUAAUUAGGAAUAAGAUAUUUUGGAGUAAGAUUGGAUUUUGGGAUAAUAAUGAGAAUAUUAGAGAAAUUAAUUUAAAUAAUAUUAGAUAUGAAACAUUUGGAAGUUUAGUGGGGUAUAUUCCUGAUAAUGCUAUAGAAGAGCCUGAACCAGUUACAACUCCAAUAGAUAAUAAACUUUCAAAUGUUACACUUGAUCCUGCAGCAACUGACGAAGUAUCUGAUAGUGAUGAUGCAGCAGCAUUUGCUGAUUCAUAUCAACAAUUUGAUGCCAAGGAAGCAGAUGCAGAAGCAGAGCCCGAAGAAAAUAAACAGGAACCAGAAGCAGUACCAGAAGCAGAAGCAGCAGCAGCAGCAGCAGAACAAGACAAUUCCCAAGAAAACGCGGAAUCGGAUUUAACUAGAAAACCAUCUAAAUCCAAACAAUUCAGUCAGAAAAUAAACAAUGGACUUGAUGAAACGUUGGAGAUGUUAAAAGAGAGUAUUGAACAUGCGUAAUUAUUAGUUAGAUAAUAAACAUAUAUAUAAGAUGCAUAAAAAAAUAUCAGUAAAAUAA
Molecule: messenger RNA, 2527 nt
Organism: Scheffersomyces amazonensis
Lineage: Eukaryota; Fungi; Ascomycota; Pichiomycetes; Serinales; Debaryomycetaceae
Gene: SEC2
Product: guanine nucleotide exchange factor
Exons: 1
Coding region: 136-2469 (777 amino acids)
Biological process (GO): exocytosis
Cellular component (GO): cell tip; Golgi to plasma membrane transport vesicle
Molecular function (GO): guanyl-nucleotide exchange factor activity
Source: RefSeq, a predicted model, not a curated record